Messenger RNA from Corylus avellana, 1061 nucleotides. RefSeq names its product coatomer subunit zeta-1-like. Gene Ontology annotation, biological process: intracellular protein transport; retrograde vesicle-mediated transport, Golgi to endoplasmic reticulum; intra-Golgi vesicle-mediated transport. Lineage: Eukaryota; Viridiplantae; Streptophyta; Magnoliopsida; Fagales; Betulaceae. The record is from RefSeq and is a predicted model, not a curated record. Gene Ontology annotation, cellular component: COPI vesicle coat.
ACUCAACUCACAUAUCUCCAUCUUCUUGUUGCUCCUCUUCUUCUUCUUCUUCUCCAGCUCGUUCAUUUCUUUUCUUUUCUCCUUUGCUUUCUUUGAGAGGGAGAGAGAGACCCAAAGACCUCCACGAGAGGGAGAGAAGGCGAGAUUUUUAGAGAAACAGAGGGUGGAGAGAGAGACGGAGCUGUGAGAGAAAUUGCAGAAACAUUUCUGAUUUUUGAUUGCUGGAUCCUUGAUAGCCUGUUUGUUCUAUUCUCACCUCUUCAUCAAUGGCUCGCGAUUUGUGCCCUUCUGUAAAAAACAUUCUUCUUCUAGAUUCCGAAGGGAAGCGUGUCGCAGUCAAGUAUUACUCAGAUGAUUGGCCUACAAAUAGUUCAAAAUUAGCUUUUGAGAAAUCUGUGUUUACUAAGACUCUGAAGUCCAAUGCUCGGGUAGAAGCGGAGAUAUCUAUGUUUGAGAACAACAUUGUUAUCUACAAGUUUGUCCAGGACCUUCACUUCUUUGUGACCGGAGGUGAAGAAGAAAAUGAACUCAUCUUAGCCACAGUUCUUCAAGGAUUCUUUGAUGCAGUUGCCCUUCUCUUGAGGAGCAAUGUUGACAAAAGGGAGGCACUUGAGAACUUGGAUCUCAUUCUUUUAUGCCUUGAUGAGAUUGUUGAUGGAGGGAUUAUACUUGAAACAGAUGCCAGCAUUAUUGCAGGAAAAGUGGCUACUCAUAGCAUGGAUGCUGACGCACCAUUGUCUGAGCAAACUAUUACUCAAGCAUGGGCUACAGCACGUGAACAUUUGACAAGAACCCUUCUUAGUUGAUUAAUGCCUGCACGCAGAGAAAAUGAGUUAGAUUAUUUUGGUUAACAUUUUUUCGUCUGCAGCUUAGAAAUUCACUUCUUUUCUCUGUUUAGCUAAUGGAGAUGAGCAUCAUGCGUUGGGCUUCUUAUGGACUUUUUUUUUUUUGUUUUUCCUCUAGUCAAUCUUUUCUUUAUAUCUUAAAUAACUAGUUAUGUUAUGUAUUUUGUUAUUUGCCUGUGUGGUGUGGCACGAUGUAAUAAAUAAUGAUUAAUUUAA